This is a messenger RNA of Schizophyllum commune H4-8, 1689 nucleotides long. Its product is annotated as Phosphoribosylaminoimidazole carboxylase. The transcript has 2 exons. Bases 1 to 1689 code for a protein of 562 amino acids. Gene Ontology annotation, molecular function: phosphoribosylaminoimidazole carboxylase activity; ATP binding; metal ion binding. The record is from RefSeq and is a predicted model, not a curated record. Gene Ontology annotation, biological process: 'de novo' IMP biosynthetic process. Lineage: Eukaryota; Fungi; Basidiomycota; Agaricomycetes; Agaricales; Schizophyllaceae.
AUGCUCGCGGAGGCGGCCGCGCGGCUGAACAUUCCCCUCGUCUUCCUCGACAGCGGCCACAGCCCCGCGAAGCAGAUCGUCAACCCUGCAAAUGCGCAGCACGCUCACGUCGACGGAUCGUUCGCCGACCCGGUGAAGAUCGAGGAACUCGCUGCCAAGGUCGAUGUCCUCACUGUCGAGAUCGAGCACGUUGACGCGGACGCGCUCGAGGCCGCGCAGACGACGAACUCAUCCGUCGUGAUCCACCCCUCUCCCUCCACGAUCCGUCUCAUCCAGGACAAGUUCCGCCAGAAGGAGCACCUGCGCGCCCACGACACCCCGCUUGGCGAGUACAUCCCCGUUGAUGCGUCCGAGGCCGGCGUUCAAGCCGCAGUCAAGACCCUUGGCCUCCCCCUCAUGCUCAAGAGCCGCACGCAAGCUUACGACGGCCGCGGCAACUACGCUCUCCGCUCCCUCGGUCAAGUUCCAGACGCUCUCGCCGCGCUCGGUGGUCGCGCCCUCUAUGCCGAGCGAUGGGUUCCCUUCAAGAAGGAGAUCGCCGUCAUGGUCGUGCGCGCCGCGUCUGGCGAGGUGCGCGCGUACCCCGCGGUCGAGACGAUUCACAAGCACAACAUCUGUCACCUCGUCUUCGCGCCCGUGCGCAGCGCCGACCCGACACUCGCUGCGCGCGCCCAGACGAUCGCGGAGAACGCAAUACGCACGCUCAGCGGCGCGGGCGUGUUCGGCGUGGAGAUGUUCCUGCUCGAGGAUGGGACGUUGUACGUGAACGAAAUCGCGCCUCGGCCGCACAACUCGGGUCACUACACCAUCGAGGCUUGCGCAACGUCGCAGUACGAGAACCACCUGCGCGCGAUCCUCGACCUUUCCCUGGGUAGCACGGAGCUUGUCGUUCCAGCCGCGGGCAUGCUCAACUACAUCGGCGCCUCCGACGACGUAGGGGAGAUACAAAGGGCUGCCCAGGCAGCGCUUGGUGCUCCCGGCGCUUCCGUGCACCUCUACGGCAAGUCGGGCUGCCGCAAGGGCCGCAAGAUGGGCCACGUCACGGUCGUCGCGGGCAGCGACGCCGAGCUGCGUGAACGUCUGCGUCCGCUGCUGCUCGCCCUGCCCGGCGGCGAUGGCGAGAAGGACGCGGAGACGUACGCGCCCCUCCCUCGCGCAGCGGAUAGACCACACCCCGCGCCCCUCGUCGGCGUCGUAAUGGGCUCUGACUCUGACCUGCCAGUCAUGCUCCCUGCGGCGCGGGCGUUGGCGCAGUUUGGCGUCCCGCACGAGGUGACGAUCGUCAGCGCACAUCGGACACCUGAUAGGCUGGUGCAGUACGCCAGGAGCGCGACGGCGCGGGGGCUGAAGGUGAUCAUCGCUGGCGCAGGUGGCGCGGCACACCUGCCGGGAAUGCUGGCGAGCAUGACGCCGCUGCCCGUCAUCGGCGUGCCGGUGAAGGGGAGCACGCUCGAUGGGGUGGACUCGCUGCAUAGUAUCGUGCAGAUGCCGCGCGGCAUUCCUGUCGCUACUGUGGCGAUAAACAACGGGCAGAACGCGGGCUUGUUGGCGGUCCGCAUACUAGGCGUUGCAAUCCCGCAUCUCGUCACGGACACCGAAGCCUUCGCCCGCGGCUUGGAGCAGCAGGUCCUAGAGAAGGCUGACAAGCUCGAAGGCGAAGGCUACGAGCACUACGUGGUGAAGAAGUAG